Molecule: messenger RNA, 4817 nt
Organism: Cuscuta campestris
Lineage: Eukaryota; Viridiplantae; Streptophyta; Magnoliopsida; Solanales; Convolvulaceae
Source: the annotation of a GenBank genome assembly
UCAUACUCAGUAAUAAAUUACCAUAGUUUGGGAUCGGAAUUCUAUUUCUGGCCAACAAUUAUUUGAACUUUCUAAUGGCCGUUCAUAAACCGGCGCAUUUCAGACUAUGAAGGAAGGACCGAAGGAGUGUCAUUUUGGCCGCCGGCUCCAACGUUCAACCUCACAGAACGCAUGUUUCUUCUUCUUCUUCUUCUUCUUCUUCCGAAUUCAUCAUAUCUACCAGGCGGAAUCAGAAAUCUCUCCCGCUCUUCGUUUCAAUCUCGCUCAUGCCCGUCUCCAAGGCGAGAAACCUAGCCUCGCUGCUCAGUUCCGCCGCCGCACGGGCCAGAAUCACCGCUUCCGCCGCCUCGGGUUCGGCUCAGCGCCGCUUCGUUCACUCCUCGAACACUCGGUCUCGCUUAUUGGGAUUCUCGUCCCUGCUGCCCCGUGGUUCCCUUGAUUGCUUGGACGGCGAGCAUGAUAUUUUCGAUCGCGAUGAUCCAGAGUUUAAGCUGUCAGGCGAAAUAUCUUCCAUAUUAUGUGGUGCAAAUUCAGAUGUCGUAAACCCACCCGAAUCACAGGAAGGAAGGUGCAGAUGCUAUGGUUCAGAGUUUCACUUAUGCUGUGAGCUCAUAAGAGAUGGAAAUGAUGAUGCAAUUCCAAAUUUAGCUUACUAUGAGGUGCUGCUCUGGAUAAAAACCAAUAAUCAUGAUGCAAUUGGAGAAGUCUGCUAUAAUCUUGCACUCUAUGAUGGUGAAGACAAACAUACCUUUCUAGAAAAUUAUUUGCUAGCGAUGUGCGAUGGUGACUACUGUAAAGAGUUGUUUUUGCAGCUUGCUAACAAUCUCGACAUCACAAAAGUUACAACCAUGAAAAGCUUGGAAAAAAUCUUCAAAGCUUUGGGGAGGUUUAUGUUGGUGAACAUUGCAGAGAGGUGUUUUCUGGAUUUGAAAGCCACCGAUAUUGAAGAAGCAAACAUCUCAACUCUCAUCUUUGCAUACUGUAAAAAUAUACCAAAUUUAGCGGUUGAAGAUAUCGUUCUUAAAUUCAAACAUUUGCACGCUGAGAUGGAUCUCACACCUACAUCUGCACAAUAUGAGAAGCUCAUUAAGUUCUUCUGUGAAUUACUUAAGGUACAUGUUGCGCUUGACUUGGUGGAUCAGAUGCAUAAGCAGAGUUUGACUUUAUCAAAAGAGGCAUUUCAUGUUAUCUUAGAUGCAUGUGAAAAAAGCCGCGAGUACAACUUGGUUCGUCGGAUGCAUUCUAUAAUAACUUCCCAUAAUUUGCAACCGAACAGUGAGACCUUCAGGAUGAUGAUAAACUUGAGUGUAAAAAUGAAAGAUUUUGAGGGUGCAUAUAACUUAGUCAGUGAUCUGAAGAAAUAUAAUUUGACUCCUACAGCUAGCAUGUAUAAUGCCAUAAUGGUUGGCUGUUUCCAAGAGAAAAACAUACCUGGUGGACUGAACGUUCUCAAGGAAAUGGAAGAAGCAGGGGUGAAACCUGACUCUCAAACGUUUUCCUAUCUUAUAAGCCGCUGCAAUUGUGAAGAUCAUAUCAUUAAGUUUUUUAAAGAAAUGACGCUCUCCGGGGUUCAUGUAACGACACAUGUUUAUAUGGCCCUUAUAAAUGCAUAUGCAUCCUGCGGACAGUUUGAAAAGGCUAAGCAGGUAAUCUUUGACAAAGGGAUACCAGCAAAGAACUUGAAUGAAGUAAAAAGUGUUCUCGUUUCAGCUCUAGCAGUCCAUGGAGAAGUUUCUGAUGCCCUUGAAAUGUACAAAAAGUUUAAACAAGACAAAUGCAAUCUGGAGCCUAGAGCAGUUUUUUCUCUUAUUGAUCACCUGCAGUCUGAUGGGGAAUUGAGUAGACUGCUUCAACUGCUUGAUGAGUUAGAUGACCAAGAUCAAUGGGUCAGGGCUUGUUUUAAGGUUGUAUCAUAUUGUGUUCGUCAUGAAGACUUGAGCUCUGCCAUCGAGUUGCUCAGGAAACUUAAGGAUAUAUUUUGCAAUGAUGAGUUGGCUUUGGAGUUUCUUUUUGAUGAGGUAUUCUACCGCUUUGUGGAGAAGGAACCAAGAACCCUGGAUUUUGGAUGGAAUAUGCUUCAAGCUAUUAAGAAAGACUUUGGUCUUUGCCCAUCUCGAAAGUGUCUUGAUUUUCUCCUAUGUGCUUGCAUAAGUGCCAGGGAUGUAGCGUCAUGUUCCAAGAUUUGGAGGGAGUAUCAGGAAGCUGGUAUUCCUUACAACUCACUAAGUUAUUUGAGGCUGUACCAAACUGUUUUGGCAUUGGGCUUACAAGACUUUGCAGAAGAAAUUUUGAGUGAAAUCCCGAAAGAAGAUCCACAUGUUUGGCUAUGCGGCGGGGCAUUGCCGGCGGUUGAAGAUGUCCGAUCGGACAUUGAGGAAGUGGCUCAACCGUCUGACCGCUUUCCUGGGCUGAAUCUAGAAGUUCCGGCAAAGAUGGUAGCCGGGAAGUCGCCGGAGACUCUUCCUUCCGGCUGGUCCGAGUAUGUAAAAGUCAUAAAGGGCAGAAAUGUCAAGCAUUAUGUAGAUCCGGUCAGUGGGUAUGUAUUUUUUUCCAAACCGGACGCGGUGCGCUAUGUACAAACAGGUGAUAUUCUAAAGUGCUUAAAAAGGCCCAAGAGAAGAGACUCUUUGUUGGAAACUGAUAACAAAUCUCAUAAGAUACAAGAAUCAUCUGAUAAUGAAGUGUCUCAAAAUGAGAAAUCUACCAACAGUGAGGAUGAGGAGGGCUCCAUAAUGCAGAUAUCUGAAGGCGAGGAUGCCUCCGUAAAGCAGAUAUCUGAUGGCACGGGCAAGCAACCUUCCAAUGUUGUUUCAUCUGUUUCGGUUGAAGGCAAUUUAGUGGGCGAGAUACCACCCGGGUGGGUUACGGAAAUCAAAACAAGAGUACAUGCUUAUGGAAUACGACGUUACUCCCAUUAUGUAGACCCUGUUAGCGGAUAUGUUUUUCGAUCCAAAAAGGAUGUGAUGCGCUAUGUCCAAACAGGCGAUAUCGAAAAGUGUGCAGUAAGGCCCAAGAAAAGGGACUCCAUGUCUGGAACUAACAACCAAUCUCACGAGAUAAAAGAAUCAUCUGGUGAUGGUGUGUCUCAAAGUGAGAAACCUACUAACAGUGAGGGUGAGGAGGCCUCUAUAAAGCAGAUAACUGAUGGCAGGGGCAAGCAACCAUCCAAUAUUGUUUCUUCUGUCUCGGUUGAAGGCAAUCUUGAGGACGGGAUACCACCAGGUUGGGUUAAGGAAAUCAAAACAACAAGACACGGGUCUAGAAUAAGACGUGAUGCGCUUUACGUAGACCCUGUAAGCGGAUAUGUUUUUAGUUCCAAAAAGGAUGUUAUGCGCUAUGUAGAAACAGGUGAUAUCAACAAGUGUGUAAAGAGGCCCCAGAAAAGGGGCAUUGUGUCCCGAACCAAUAACGAAACUGCUUCCCUCCUUUCAGCUUCUUCCUCCGAUAAGGAAAUGGGUCAGAAUAAUUCACCCGAUGGAGAUGGAGAGGCAGGAGUCACUGUUUCGGGUAGCGCCACUGUGCCCGAAUCCAAUUCGACGAAAUCCAAAAAGAAAAAUUGCCUUAGCACACCGAGUGAACGGGCUCUUCAGCUUGCCGCCAGAAUCGGUGUUGGAACAGAAACAACAAACAUGUCAUCUGCCCAAACCCCGAACGGUCCCACUCUGGAUAUUCACGACAUUGGGAAUUCCGUUCAUUUCGAAGUGAAUUCAUCUGCGGUCACGAGUUCUAGUGGGGCCAAGGCAAACAAAGCCGAACCGGAAACAGAGAACCGCUACCCGAGAUCGAAUUCCAGUGUGGUCAAUACAAAUGAAGCCAAACCGGAAGCAGAGAACCGAAACCCGAGAUCGAGUUCUACUGUGGCGAAGACAAAUGAAGCCGAACAGAAAGCAGAGAGCCGGAACCCGAGAUCGAGUCCAAGUGUGGCCAAGACAAAUGAAGCCAAACCAGAAACAAAGAACCGGAACCCGAGAUCGAGUCCAGCCAAACUAAAAAUAGAGAACCGAAACCCGAGAUCAAGUUCUACUGUGGCCAAGACAAAUGAAGCCGAACUGAAAGCAGAGAGCCGGUACCCGAGAUUGAGUCCUAGUGUUGCCAAGACAAAUGAAGCCAAACAAGAAACAGAGAACCGGAACCCGAGAUUGCAUCCAAGUGUGGCCAAGACAAAUGAAGCCAAACCAGAAACAGGGGAUCGGAACCCGAGAUUGCUUCCAAGUGUGGCCAAGACAAAUGAAGCCAAACCGGAAGAAGACCCGAGAUUGCAUCCAACUGUGGCCAAGACAAUUGAAGCCAAACCAGAAGCAGAGAACCGGAACUCGAGAUUGAGUUCUAGUGUAGCCAAGACAAACAAAGCCGAACUGGAAGUAGAGGGCCUGAAUCCCAAAAUGGAAGGUUCGGGACCCAGGUAUCCGUUCGGGGACUGUUGGUCAGACCCGUGUUUGGAAUUCGCAUUCAAAACGCUUACCGGGGCCGAACCGGAGACAGAGAACCGGAACUUGAGAACGAGUUCUAGUGUAACCAAGACGAACAAAGCCGAUCCGGAAGCAAAGAGCCGGAACCCAAAAUCGGAAGAUUCCGCACCCGUGUUCCCAUUCGGGGACGGUUGGCCAGACCCGUGCUUGGAAUUCGCAUUCAAAACGCUCACCGGGGCAAUACCAGUGGAGGACUUCCUGCAGUGCCGUGGGCCCCGCCGGGACCCUCUGUUUAGCGAUGACAUGACAUCCCAAUCUGCACCGCCGGCGAAACGCCCGCGGAAGGAGGGCUAAGGCUGAAUUUUGACUCCCCCUCCCAUUGAAAGUGAAGAAAUAGUACUAUACUAU